AUGUCUUCUCACAAGACUUUGAGGAUCAAGUGGUUCUUGGCCAAGAAGCAAAAGCAGAAUCGUCCCAUCCCUCAAUGGAUUCAGAUGAAAACUGGUGGUAAAAUCAGGUACAACUCAAAGAGAAGACAUUGAAGAAGAACCAAGCCGGGUCUCUAAGGAGCCUCCACAUGUGAGGUGGCGCACAUAUUGAUGCUGUG
Messenger RNA from Phacochoerus africanus (Common warthog), 197 nucleotides. RefSeq names its product 60S ribosomal protein L39-like. The coding region runs from base 1 to 132 and encodes 43 amino acids. The transcript has a single exon. NCBI's taxonomy places the organism in Eukaryota, Metazoa, Chordata, Mammalia, Artiodactyla, Suidae. The record is from RefSeq and is a predicted model, not a curated record. Gene Ontology annotation, cellular component: ribosome; cytosolic large ribosomal subunit. Gene Ontology annotation, molecular function: structural constituent of ribosome. Gene Ontology annotation, biological process: translation.